This is a messenger RNA of Triplophysa dalaica, 760 nucleotides long. Its product is annotated as histone H2B-like. Gene Ontology annotation, molecular function: protein heterodimerization activity; structural constituent of chromatin; DNA binding. The transcript has a single exon. Gene Ontology annotation, cellular component: nucleosome. The coding region runs from base 133 to 507 and encodes 124 amino acids. The record is from RefSeq and is a predicted model, not a curated record. Lineage: Eukaryota; Metazoa; Chordata; Actinopteri; Cypriniformes; Nemacheilidae.
UAAAGUGUUGUAUGAAGGAGACGCGCGGUGGGAUUGGACGCGAACUCUGUGGAAAAUUAGCAUAGAUCAGUGUAUAAAUGCCUCUCCACGAGCGAAGAGAUUCACAAGUUUGAAAUUUCUCAGAUUGCAGUCAUGCCUGAGCCCGCGAAAACAGCUCCUAAGAAAGGAUCAAAGAAAGCCGUCGUGAAGAGCGCUGCAAAGGGAGGAAAGAAGCGCAGAAAGUCCAGGAAGGAGAGUUACGCCAUCUACGUGUACAAAGUGCUGAAGCAGGUCCACCCCGACACCGGCAUUUCUUCGAAGGCGAUGGGCAUCAUGAACUCUUUCGUCAACGACAUCUUUGAGCGCAUCGGCGGCGAGGCGGCGCGUCUCGCGCAUUACAACAAGCGCUCCACCAUCACAUCCAGAGAGAUUCAGACCGCCGUGCGUCUCCUGCUGCCCGGUGAACUCGCCAAACACGCGGUGUCUGAGGGAACAAAAGCCGUCACUAAAUACACCAGCAGCAAAUAAAUCCUCAUCUGAUCUGCUGUUCAACACAAAGGCCCUUUUAAGGGCCGCCCACUUUCUCCAUUUAAGAGCUUCCGGUAUCUGUUAAAGCUGAAUGUCGUGUUCGGACGAGUGUGAAAUGUCGUUAAUAUACAAACAUUGGCGUGUUUUUAAGCAACAGUUUCUUUCAUCUUUAAAUGUUGAAGCUCAGAGACAUCUUCAGUUCUGUGUUUGUUGUUUUGAGUUUUAUGUGCGUAAUCUAUGGAGUUCGGCUUGC